ACGUGGCACUGUGCCAAGCUGUCAGCCUGACUUUGGGAUUCUUUUUUUUUUCACAUCAAACGCUUCUUCUUGUCCUCCUCCUCCUCCUCCUCCUCUUCCUUCUUCUUCUUCUUCUUCUUCUUCUUCUUCUUCUCUUCCUUCUAAUUCUUUUUCUCCUCCUCGUUCGUAAACCUUGUGCAAGAUGGCAUCUUCAAGCGGGGCAGGCACUUCGAGCGGGAAGGAGGUGGCAGGUUCGGAUGAUAAAGCCACGCGCGUGAAGGAACCAUUUCAGCCACAGCCUGAGGCAAGGCAGUUGGAGCUGCGGGCGACGAAGGUGGCAUUUAGGUGGUUGACGCAGGGGCAAAUGGUCCCGCCAUUGGCGAAGGGGCAGCACAAAGUGAAGUGCAAUCUGUGCGGCGCAAAUUUGGUUGCGUCGGACACGCGUGUGUGGCCCCAUUUCACUCGGAAAACUAAUCCAUGCCCCGUGCGUUAUCCAGAGUUGCUUCACAUCCUUGCUGCGAAGGGGCAUGCGAUUGAGUGCAAGAAGACGUUGCGACUCAUCCAAUUGUAUCGCAUGGAGCACAACAUCCCCCAUGAUGGUUUGGUUCCUGCAAUUCCGGAGGUGGAGGCACAAGGGGACACAGUGGAUGCGUUCAUAGUGCCACCAACCGCACGACCGAGCAGAACGGUGCGGACUGCGGAAGUUGAUAAAGAGGAAAGAGAGGGGGUUGUGGAAGAAGGUGGUGGAAUGCUAGGAACGUCUGCGCAAGGAUCCGCUGCGGGCCAGAAAUCCGGGAACUUGACACGAACAUCGAUCAAAAGGUGGGUAACCAACGAUUCGCAACAAAGAUUGGAUGUGGCAUGGGGGAUGCACCUUUUCCGACACGACGACCCAUUCAACUACGUCAGGACGAAAGAGACACAUGACCUGCACAACUUGUACCUCGAGUUGGGAGAGAAAAGGCAGCGGGUGAAAAUGCCUUCCUUGGAGGUCAUACGAACUGUUGUGUUAGACAUCAUCUACAACAAGGUGCAGAAAGACAUGCAUCCGCUGAAAGCGAAGUGGGACAACACAGGUUGCACGCUCCUUACUGAUGGAAGCACAGAUCGAAGGUACAAACCUGUGAUGAACUUCAUCGGGGCCGACGAAAGUGGUGCGAUCCUCUUGAAGGUUGUGGAUGUGCCCGAGAAGAAGAAGAUUGCAGUUGCUUUGGCGAUGAUGUGGGACCAUAUGAUCAGGGACAUUGGGGUGCAUCGAGUUAAUGCAAUUUGCACAAACAAUGCGGAAGUCAACAAGCAAGCUGCACGGAUCCUGCGAAGGCGUACAAAUCGUGACAUAUCAAGCAUUCCAUGGGUCCCGUGCGCAACUCACUACUUGAACUUGUUGAUGAAGGAUGUCUGCGAGCUCGAGUGGGUGAAGGAAGUGGUGCAGCGCACGAAGAUGAUGGUCAAGUUCAUAAGGAAACACCAUAACACUAACAACCUUUAUACGAGGUGCUCAAACUUUCUAGGGAAUCGACCUUGAUUUUACCCACGAAGGUCUGGUUUGCUUCCGCAUACAUGAUG
This is a messenger RNA of Chara braunii, 1545 nucleotides long. Lineage: Eukaryota; Viridiplantae; Streptophyta; Charophyceae; Charales; Characeae. The record is from the annotation of a GenBank genome assembly.